Molecule: messenger RNA, 5804 nt
Organism: Mytilus trossulus (common blue mussel)
Lineage: Eukaryota; Metazoa; Mollusca; Bivalvia; Mytilida; Mytilidae
Product: myosin-IIIb-like
Exons: 30
Coding region: 104-3397 (1097 amino acids)
Biological process (GO): peptidyl-serine phosphorylation; regulation of actin filament length
Cellular component (GO): myosin complex
Molecular function (GO): protein serine/threonine kinase activity; ATP binding; protein binding
Source: RefSeq, a predicted model, not a curated record
AUCUAUAAAUAAACACUUUGUAUAUAUAUCUCAGGUAAAUACAACAUUCAAGUGCAUAUAAUAUUAAUGCUGAAGGCUUGAAAAGGAAGUAAACAAACUAAACAUGGAUCGGCCAGAACCUGGUAGUGUUGAAGAUUUAGCAACAUUAGCAAAACUAGAUGACAGUAUUUUGCUGGAUGAGUUGAGAGUCAGAUAUAAUAAAAACCUAAUAUAUACAUAUGUUGGUGACAUUUUAAUUGCAGUUAAUCCAUUCAGAGACCUUGAUAUAUAUGGAACUGAGGAAAGUCAGAAGUACUAUCUAGAGAAGAAGAGUUCAAACCCUCCACAUAUAUUUGCAAUAUCUGAUGCAGCGUAUCAAUGUAUAACAGGCUAUGGAGGACGAACACCAACCAAUCAGUGCAUACUUAUCAGUGGAGAGAGUGGAGCAGGCAAAACUGAAAGUACAAAAUUAAUAAUAAAACAGUUAAUAGAACUAUGUCGAAGCAAUACACAACUAGAACAACAGAUUCUUCAGGUCAAUCCUCUGUUGGAAGCUUUUGGAAAUGCUCAAACUUCUAUGAACAACAAUUCCAGCAGAUUUGGGAAAUAUAUACAGUUAGCUUUCAGAAAUGGCCAUGUGAUUGGAGCAAAAAUAUCCGAAUAUCUGCUUGAAAGGUCUCGGUUAGUCAGACAAAACCCUGGAGAAGAAAAUUUCCAUAUCUUUUACUACAUGUUUGCUGGUUUAACAACAGAAUACCAACAAAGAUUUCACCUACAGCAACCAGAAAAUUACAGAUAUUUAUCAAAUGGUGCAUCUUGUUUAAAAAAUGAAAAGAAAAGUUUAAAAGGAAACUAUGAAGACCUGAGAAACUCAUUAGAUUUGGUCGGAUUUACUGAUGACGAACAAGAAAAUAUGUUUAACAUGAUAGCCGCUGUACUAAACCUUGGUAAUGUACAAUUUGGUAUGGAUGAUGACGAAGCAUCUUUUGUGGAAGACGACAAUUCUUUUAUUAAAGUGGCCUCUGCUCUACUUGGAAUCCCUACGGAGGAAGUGGCUGGUACAUUAACCUCUAUUGUUACCUAUACCAGGGGUGAAGAGGUCAAAAGGAACUACACUCAACAACAAGCCCAAGAUGCCAGAGAUGCUAUAGCUAAGGCUAUCUACGGUAGAAUGUUUGGUUGGAUUGUAAACAAAAUUAAUCAGCUCUUAGCUCCACCAGAGUAUACUGAGCAAGGAGACAGGAGAGAGAUAGGUAUUUUAGAUAUCUUUGGAUUUGAACAUUUUGAAAAGAACAGUUUUGAACAAGCAUGUAUAAACCUUGCUAAUGAACAGCUACAGUUCUUCUUUAACCAGCAUGUGUUUAGACUUGAGCAGGAAGAAUAUACCAAGGAAGGCAUUGACUGGAAGGAAAUCAAGUUUGUGGAUAAUCAGCCAUUAUUGGAUUUAUUCCUUGCUAAACCCAUUGGUAUUCUAUCUUUACUUGAUGAAGAAAGUCAGUUCCCAAAGGCUACAGAUGCAACAUUUGUGGAUAAAUUAAAUAAACAUUUUGGUAAAAACAGUUACUAUGGCAAAUCACAGCAGACUAAAUCUAGUAAAUUUACCAUCAGUCAUUAUGCUGGAAAAGUUACCUAUGAUGCUUCUGAAUGGUUAGAGAAGAAUCGAGACUCGUUGCCUGCAGGAUUACAAGAAAUGUUACAAGGCAGUACUAAUGACUUGGCUAAACUUAUAUUUAGAGCUCAAAUAACAAGAACUGGAACCCUAGCACUACAGUCAAGAAAAUCCAGACAUACAAGGAAGAGCAAGAGACCAUCAGUUGAUGGAGGCAGAAAGAGGAAGCAGACAGUCGGAGGACAGUUCAAGAAUUCUUUACAAAUAUUAAUGGAAAGAAUGACGUCUGCCACGCCUAUUUUUGUGAGAUGUCUAAAACCAAAUCAUGUCAAAAGUCCAGGAAAGUUUGACUCAGAUUACAUCAAACAACAGCUGUUAUACACUGGAAUGCUGGAAACUACAAAAAUAAGAAGAGAAGGUUUUGCUGUCAGACCAACAUUUCCUGAAUUUGUCGACAAAUACAAAAUCAUAGUAUGUAAAGCAAGUUUACCAGGAACAAAAGAGAACUGUUUGAAGAUUUUAAAAGCCAGUAAAAUAACUGGCUGGCAACUUGGAAAAACUAAAGUAUUUUUAAAGUAUUAUCACAUAGAACAAUUGGCAGACAUCUUUAAGUUAAUGGGAAAAUCAGCGGUAAAGCUACAAAAAUUGGUAAGGGGUUUUCUGGGAAGAUGUGAAUAUAAAAGAUGUCUAGCAAGGGCAAGACACGAAGCAAUGAGAGUUCAACAUUUACUGGAGAGCAUUCAGAAUCUUAGUAUAGAUCUUAGUAAUCACCAACAGGUGGCGCUACUAAAUGAUCAAAAGAUUCCAAAAGCGUUCUUUGGAAAGUAUGAAGAGAGUGAUCAACCACCAUAUAUUCCAUCAUUUAAUUCUGAUGUUAUAUCUAUACAACCAUCAAUGAGAAGUUACGAACAACCUGCUAAGGCUCCCACAACCUCACGAGAAAUGGGAACUCAGGCCAGUAGUUCAGAGUCUGAAUUUUCUGAUGAUGAAUUUAAACCUAUAUCAUCCACUAACUAUGGUCCUCCAGGGACAAAACAUGCUACAAUUCGAUGGUUUAAAGAAACACAAACUCAACAGGUGUAUGACCCUGUCAAUACUGAUGGUAACUUUAUAGCGGAAUGGUUCCAUGGUGUCAUUAGCAGGAAAGCUUCAGAAAGAUUAUUAAAGAGUCAAUCAGUUGGAUGUUUCCUCAUCAGGGUCAGCGAGAGUAGAUUUGGUUACACCCUCUCUUUCAGGGCAAAAGACAGAUCAAGACACUAUAUGAUAGACCAAUUAGCUAAUAAAAAGUUCAUUAUAAUUGGAGAGAAUAAAGUUCAUAGAACGUUGACAGACUUAGUGCACUAUCACAAAACGAAUAAAUUAUCUAAUUGGGAUGGUUUUCUUCAAGUUCCUUGUGGACAGGAACGUGGGGAAUGUGAUUACCAGGAUCUUAUGGGAGAGAACUUUUAUUUUACUCUUGAAGAGGAACAAAAAAAGCCUGUAUAUACCAGACAGAGACAAUCAGCAGUGAUAAAAGGAAACAGAAUAAGCAGAAAUGUGCCAUCUCAUGCUGAAGGAAAGAGGAUAUCACAACCAGUGGCCCCAUCUGUUGACAAAAUACCACCUCGUCAGUCCCAGGUAAUCCCAACCCCUGAUAAAGUACCACUUCGUCAGUCGCAGGCAGCACCACCUAUACCACAGAGAAACUACACACAGUCGCAGAAUCAUGAUAGACAGUCACAGGUCAGCGGACGACCUUUACCCAAGCGACCUGAUGAGGCUUAUCAGAGAUUGCUACAGAAUCAGAAUGAACAGCAUGGUUAUCAUUGAAAAGACAGCUGGUGGACAUAUCUAUAGACAAUCAUGGAAUAUUUGUGUUGUACUUCUUUAUUAACCAGUAUAAAUCACUGCUGAUCUACUUCCUUCAGCUAUAUACAAACAUAUGUAAACAGAUUGAGCAAAACUGUAGAUAUAAUUGACCAAAGAUUUAAUUUAAUUUGCUGUACAUUUGUGGACCAGGAUACUUACCAUUACCAAAAACUUUAAACUAAUGCAAGAUAAACAAACACACAGACCAGAGAACAGACUGAAGAACAGACUGGGUCGUAAUAUAGUAAUCUAGUAAUCUAUGUCUGUUUAUACUUGUCUUGUAUCAUUGAAACAACUGGUCUCUGAAUAUCUUAGUCCAUAAAGUUCAUACCUAUACCUCGAUCAUCCAGUCAUUCCAAUAAAGCAAGAAUUUGUUAUUUUAGGAAACAGUGUUUUUUGUGCGUGUUAAAAAAAGGAACCCAUGAAUAUUUAUGAGAUUUUAAAAUACCAUAAUUGGAUUGUUUAUCAAUCGACAUUUAUAAUUUUAUAUCCUACCAUAACAGUUUUUGAGGGGUAUAUAGGAAUCAACUUGUUUGUCAAUAUGCUUUGUAGUUGUAUAAUAUUGAUAUUGAUUAAUAGACAGAUUUGAAAAACAAUUUCCCUUCUUUACUUGUUAAAGGGAGAUAAUUAAUAUACCAAUACAUGUGUAUUACAAAAAUUAUUUAGGGGUCUUCUUUUGCGAGUUCACUCACAGCUCUAGUUUUAUUUCUAUAACGGACUAUUUUGAUAAAUCAGUUUCAAAAUUUCACAAAUAUUUGAUGGAUAUUUUAACCUUUAUUUAUAUCUUAUGUUUAGAGUGUUUCUAGUUGUUAUAUUCUCAGAUAGUUUAUUGUCCAUUUGUCAAACAUUGUUAAUUUUCAUUGUAAUUAAAGAUAUGAAAUUGUUUAUACAUUUGAUGUGCAUUGUGUAUAUUUUUUAACUAUUUUUGGGAUAGUAUUUUUUUACAUCCUUUAAUAUCAAUAUAAUUGUGAGGCAUAAGUUAACUGUUAUAUUAAAGCCAAAAUUUUUGAAGAAAAAUUUAUUUUCUGCUUUUAUUCCUAGUUCAUUUGUCAAACUUUUAUAUGCCAACUGCAUAUUGCCUUUGUAUUGUCCAAGAUUGAUGCAUCAUGCUGUUAGAUGCCACAAAAUGAAACCCAACGAAUUAAAUUGAAUACUCAACAUAAAUUUGACAGCAAUGAUUUUGUGAAUGCAUUAUAUUGUUCAGCAUUAGUUAUAAAAACUCAACCUUUUGUUUAUUGUUUUAUUUGAAUGUUGUUAUUGUUCAAAUUUUGCUGACACAUUUUUUUCCAUGUAAAAGUAUAUAGCUUAAGUUGCAAAUGAUAGGUUUGCAGUACCUGUCUUUAGUUUAGUUCAGGUCGCAUCAAGUGUUUCACUUUGUUAUACGCCUCCUCCAAAAGAAGGGUAAUACAGUUUUACCUCUAUCUGUCCAAUGGAAUUAUGAGCUUCCGGAAAUUUGUUAUUUGUCUUCAUGUGAACAUGCUAUACCAUGUAAUUCAGUUUCAGAUUCAUCCAAACCCCACUUCCUUUCUAUAGAAUUAUAUACAUAUAUAGAGCUCAUGAUUGCCAUGUUUGAAAUUGUUGUCGCAUUUUUAAGGGAACUACUUGAAAAAGCUUCCUGAAUUUAUGUUUUAUCAGUCUUCAUGUGAUAUACACUGUACUAUACAAUGUAAUGCAUUUUCAGAUUACUCAAUCAUCAACUUCCUGUUCAAGGAAUUCUAAAAACAGGGGUAUCUUAAGGGAUCAGUAGCUCAGUUUUACUUGUUCAGCAUGUUAAAAACAUAACUUUGAUAGUGUUAUUAUAGUGUGUAAUGAUGUUAUUCUGCUUAUAUGAAUGUAUGUGUGCAAUCAUUUAUUUAUGUUAAUGUGCAUUGAUUUUUUUAUACGAUUUAUAUAUAAUAAUAUAUUGUGGCAGUUGUUUUGAAAACCUUCUGCACUAAUGCAUUUACUGUUGAAUAAAAAUGAAUAAAUUAUUUAAUAUUUCUAAACACAUUUAUUUAUGAAAUAUGCAGGUCAUAUAUUGCACUUUAUCACAAGACAAAUCUGUGGCUUUUGUGAUUUGUAGAAAUAUACAACAGAUGUAUAGCAUCAGAAAGUUAUUGUGAAAAUUAAAUAUUUUACAGGGUUAAUGGCCAAAAGUAAUAUCUUAUAUUUCAAAGCAUUGAUAUAAAUGUGUUGCCACCUGGUUAUUUUCAGUUGGGAUUUUGCUUACUAAUCAGACCAAAUGAGAUGGUUGGACCUGUUUAGAUCUGUUUACUAAUCGGUCUCUUUUAUUUUAUAUCUACUGUCAUGUUGUAUUUUGAUACUUAAAGAGUUUAAAUUGUUAUAUUUGUAAUAAAUAGGCAUCUGUAAUAAAGGUUCUUUAAAUAUA